This is a messenger RNA of Zingiber officinale, 1563 nucleotides long. Its product is annotated as TBC1 domain family member 13-like. The transcript is spliced from 9 exons. Bases 110 to 1447 code for a protein of 445 amino acids. The record is from RefSeq and is a predicted model, not a curated record. Gene Ontology annotation, biological process: intracellular protein transport; activation of GTPase activity. NCBI's taxonomy places the organism in Eukaryota, Viridiplantae, Streptophyta, Magnoliopsida, Zingiberales, Zingiberaceae. Gene Ontology annotation, molecular function: GTPase activator activity.
AUCUACCAAAGCACCCUUCUCGCAAGAGUCAGUUGCUUCUGUCUUCCCUUCGUCUUUUGUCAACGAGGUCACGGCAACCGAAGCGCCGGGGAACGGUGGGGGGAACGCCAUGGGCAAGAAGGGCGUGCCCGAGUGGCUCAACAGCUCGCUCUGGUCCUCUCCUUCUUCCGCCGCCGCUACCGUUGCUGCGGCUUCGCAUCCCGUAGAUCGCUUACCCCGAUCGUCGCCCCUUCCGAAGCCCGAACCCCCUAUGCGCGCUACGAUCGCUGAACCCCGGCCUCCCCCUCGCCCCACUCCGCCGCUGGCAGAGGCUCCGAGGCUCUCCACCGAAACCCUUCCGGACGAUCCGGAACCUUCCAGGCUGUCGGAGGAGGACGUCUCUCGCCAGUCCCAUCUCUUGGCCGAGCUAUCGAAGAAGGUUAUAAAUAUGGGGGAUCUACGAAUGUUGGUCUCGAAGGGAAUUCCGGAUGGAGCUGGAAUUCGAUCAACUAUAUGGAAGCUGCUCCUAGGUUAUUUGCCUAAAAACCGUGAAUUGUGGGGACAAGAAUUAAACAGAAAGCGGGCUCAAUACAACGAUUUUAGGGAAGAGUUUUUGGUGAAUCCGUCGGCAGUCACGCGAAGGAUGGAGGGAUCUAGUAGACAAAAAAUUGAAGAGUUGGAAAGUUGCGGCCGUGGCUUGCUAAUGAGAUCCGGAAUAACACAUGAUGAGCAUCCUUUGAGUCUUGGGAAAACUAGUGUGUGGAAUCAGUUUUUCCAGGAUACAGAGAUCAUAGAGCAGAUUGAUCGAGAUGUAAAGCGCACUCAUCCUGACAUGCAAUUUUUCAACGGGGAUUCUUCCAUUGCAGAGUCUAAUCGGGAGGCCAUGAGGCACAUACUCAUUAUCUUUGCAAAGCUGAAUCCAGGAAUAAGAUAUGUACAAGGGAUGAAUGAAAUUUUAGCUCCUCUUUUUUAUGUAUUCAAAAAUGAUCCAGAGCCAAAUAAUGCUGAACAUGCUGAAGCAGAUGCUUUCUUUUGUUUUGUUGAGUUACUGAGUGGGUUCAGGGAUAAUUUCUGUCAAAAGCUUGACAAUAGUGUAGUCGGGAUUCGUUCUACAAUCAGUAAACUGUCUGAACUACUUAAGAAGCAUGAUGGAGAGCUUUGGCGUCAUCUUGAAGUCACAACCAAGGUCAAUCCGCAGUUCUACGCUUUCAGAUGGAUUACACUGCUUUUAACACAGGAGUUCAACUUUGCCAACUGCCUUCACAUAUGGGAUACACUCUUAAGCGACCCUGAAGGUCCUCAGGAAACCCUUCUGAGAAUAUGUUGUGCCAUGCUGAUACUCGUUAGAAGACGUCUCUUGGCCGGUGAUUUCACAUCCAACUUAAAACUCUUGCAGAAUUAUCCAUCAACAAAUAUCAGCCAUCUCCUCUAUGCUGCAAGUAAACUUGGUGGACCUUCAGCUAGUUGAGUUCUGGUAGGGAUUCCUGUUUGUUUCUUUGACAUUUUUUACUUAUCUGUAAAUUGCUAGAUCUGUCACAAAGCAAGUUUGAAUACAAGUUAUUUUAUGAUUAUUAUUUCUUAUUA